This is a messenger RNA of Dimorphilus gyrociliatus, 1739 nucleotides long. The record is from the annotation of a GenBank genome assembly. NCBI's taxonomy places the organism in Eukaryota, Metazoa, Annelida, Polychaeta, Dinophilidae.
AUUCGUUUUUAGCACGCCGUCUUGAUUUUUAAGUUAUAUAGUUUCUGUCAAAAGAUAUUUAGUUAAGCAUGUCUUAUUUAAUAAAAAAAGAUGCAACAACAGAACCAGAAGAAUACCUCAAAGAAGUGGAAUAUAGAAGUAAUUUUUAUUGUUACGUAAUCAUUUGAGUUAUAUAAUAAUAAAUGUCGAUGUUCUAUCAGCCAAAGUCUAUCUGGAGACUCAAUAUUCCAUUGGAAAACAACUAGGAGCUGGUGGAUUUGGAGUUGUCUAUGAAGGCAUAAGAAAAACGGAUAACUUUGCAGUUGCGAUUAAAAAGAUUAAGAAGUACAAAGUGCCGAAGUGGGGAAAGGUAGCAAAUUCCUAUGUUCUUAUGUAAUAAGUAUUUUUUUUUGAAAGUGGCCUUUCACUUAUCAACCACGGUGACAAAAACACAGUGAAGUUAAACAAAAAUCCUUUAUUGACAAAGUCGCAUUUAGCACUCCUAUUUUACAGAACGAACUUUGACGUCAAUCGAUUAUAUUGCUUCUAAAGAGAAAGAAAAAAAAACAUCUCAUUUCCCGCCAUUUUAAUGUCUACAAGGCUGUAGUAGGUGUUCUGUAUAGGGGUCCAUUCAAAUUGAAAGCGUCACUGUGAACUCGGCUCCCUAUUUCAAAAAGAAUAUUCGAUAUGAAGAGGCCGGAUGUAAAUAUCGUUAAGGGAUAUUUUAUAGUGAAAUACCGUACGGAAGUUGACAUGCUGAAUGAUGAGAGGGUGCCUAACGAAAUUGUUCUACUCGAUAAAGUUCAACACGUCGACGGGGUUGUAAAGAUAAUCGAAUUUUUUGAUGAUGUCGAUAACUUUAUCCUCAUUAUGGAACGACCUUCUCCAGCUGUUGACCUAUUUGACUAUAUAUCGGAAAAGGUUACGAUUGACGAGGACACCGCUCGGGAUUUCAUGCAGCAAAUCGUCCGAAUACUAAUAGAUUGCCACGACGCAGGCGUCACUCAUCGCGAUCUGAAAGACGAAAAUAUACUAGUUGAAAUCGAUACUGGAAAGCUACGAUUAAUUGAUUUCGGCUCCGGAUCUCUUACAAAACAAUCUGCGUUUAAAGACUACGAUGGUACCAGAGUUUACAGCCCUCCGGAAUGGAUUAGACAGAAGCGUUACUUUUACGAACCCUUAACAGUCUGGUCAUUGGGAAUUUUAUUAUAUGAUAUGGUUUGUGGGGAUAUACCAUUCGAAAAAGAUGAACAAAUCUUAAUGGCAGAUGCCGAAUUUCAAGACUCUCAAAUAAGUGAUGAAUGCAAAAACUUGAUUAAAUUAUGCCUUACAAGAGAGUGGAGAGAUAGACCUACCUUAAGGGAAAUAUUAAAUCAUGAGUGGAUGUGCACAUGCAGUCUUCAAAAUGGAAAAUCGCAAAAUUCCUCAACCAACAGUUUGAAUAGCACAUGAAGAUCUGAUAUGAAAGAAAAGGAAUCUUUUUUUACUGUUAAAAGUUGGUGCUAAACUGACUCAAAAAUCCAAUGCAAAAGGCAUGAAAAACAAGUUGAAAUGUGUUCGUUUUUAAGUGAAUAAUUUGUUAUAUCCUUUCGUUACGAAUGCGGGUUGUCUUUUACUUUUUUUACAGCUUCUGUUUUUAACUGCUUGAAUUAUGACGGAAAUACGGUGUUUUUAAUAAUUAUUGAUGUUGUGAGAUAAUGUCUUUGUAUAUUUAAGUAUGAAAUACUUCUUUUUUUAUAAUAAAUAAAAGAAAGUACACG